AUGGAGCUCCUGGACCCGGCCCUGUACCCGGCCCUGUACCCGGCCCUGUACCCGGCCCUGUACCCGGCCCUGUACCCGGCCCUGUACCCGGCCCUGUACCCGGCCCUGUACCCGGCCCUGUACCCGGCCCUGUACCCGGCCCUGGACCCGGCCCUGGACCCGGCCCUGUACCCGGCCCUGUACCCGGCCCUGGACCCGGCCCUGGACCCGGCCCUGGACCCGGCCCUGUACCCGGCCCUGUACCCGGCCCUGGACCCGGCCCUGGACCCGGCCCUGGACCCGGCCCUGGACCCGGCCCUGGACCCGGCCCUGGACCCGGCCCUGGACCCGGCCCUGGACCCGGCCCUGGACCCAGAAUCUGUCGAGGGUUCACAGGUUGUGGGUCACGGCACUAAUGAGGCUCGGCUCUGGCUCCUGGUGUUCAGUGACCUGUGGUGUACAAUCCCCCACGACCGCCACCAAAGGGGACAUCAUCACUUUACAACCGCAAACCGUUCAUCAGUCAUGGCGGAGUUGGACCUGAGCCUUAGUGACGCCCUCACAGACGGGGUCCUCACAGACGGGGCCCCCCAGCCCAGUCCGGAAACACGGGUGGAGCGGGACUUUGUGGCUCAGCUGGAGGCCGAGACCUUCGAGGACCAGGUGGGAGAGACCGUGGGCAAGACCGACUACAUCCCCCUGCUGGACAACCACGACCCCCGAGCAGCAGUGGGAUCAGCGCUGGAGAACGGGAACAAGGAGGUGCAGGGAGUGCAGAAGCCCGGUCUGAAGCUGGCGUCGUCUCAUCCAGAGCCACAGGGAGAAGUGCGGCCUCCUGCCCCCACACACCUGCAGGCCUUCGACAUCCACCUGUCAGAAGAGAACAGAUGA
This is a messenger RNA of Knipowitschia caucasica, 870 nucleotides long. The record is from the annotation of a GenBank genome assembly. Lineage: Eukaryota; Metazoa; Chordata; Actinopteri; Gobiiformes; Gobiidae.